AGAUGAUGAGGUGGAGUACAAACUGCGAGAGCAAGAAAUGCUACAAAUAUCAUGAGGCGAGAGAAAAUACUCGAGAAGACGACUCGUCGAAAAGGCGAGUACUGAAAACUGAAUCAUGAGUUAUGUUGUCGUGCACCAAAAGCUAGCCGAUGGUCAUUUUUUCGUGCACCAAAACCUACCUCAAAUUUUCAUCGUGAUACUGCCAUUUUUUCGUGCACCAAAAGGGCUAUAAUUGAAAAACUUUAGUAUUAGUAUCGUCACGCAUGUUUCGUCGGACAAAUGUUGCACAGAUUAUUUUACCAGUUCCAGUGCAACAACCUCAUGGACGAACAGUUCUGAGCAAAAAUGUCCUAACUACGCAUAUCAGAAUCAGCUUUAUUAUUACCCUCUCCUCGCUCUCUCUCUACUAGAGUCUAGUCGUAGUUUACUUAAUCAAGAUAUUACCAUAUUACUCCUUUAGUAUAAGUACAUGGUUGUCUUAGCUGUCAAGCGCCAGAAAGAAUCACAGUCAUGCCAGCAGCUGCGGCAAAUAGCGGAACUAUGGCCCCGCCGAGGUGUGCGCCACGCAAGUUGUCCAGAAUCGACAGUGUCUUAGGCAUUCCCGUCGAUCGGCUAGAUGCCAUGAAUCAAAAAUUGCAAGACAUGACGAGGACCAGCAGCAAAUGCAGAGAUAUUGACGAAACUGGAACUGGAUCUGUAACCUCAAGAACCAGUAGUAAUGUACAACGGGGGCUCCUGUUGAGGGAAGAUUCGACGCACGACCAGGAGUCAGGGUCGCCUUCCUCGCCAGUAGUCGAAGUAGAACCACUACCAGGACCUCCAGGAGCACCUCCAGAACGAGCAUCUCCUUCUUUAAGUUCUUUGCACGUUCAGGUGCACCAAGUAGAUAAACGUGAUCCUGCCGUUGCCCCAUCCUCCACUUUAGACGAUUUUCGGGCUUUUUCACCCAUUGCAAUGCUCGACGAAGAAAUUUAUAGUACUUCUGCCGCCCAAGAUGCAGUACGGAGUCGAGACCAGCAAUCUUCACGUCGGAGAAGCAGUUCUUCGAGAGAAAGGGACGACCCCAGGUACUACUUUAUUUUUUUACUUUUGCUAGCUGGUUGAACAUGAACUUCGUGUAGAGGAAGUAGAAGCUUUACUAGAAGUUGCUUUGCUGGAACUCCACAUUGAUUUAGAUAUUGCUGUUGAUCUAACGGGUAGUUUAAAUAUUAUUGCUGUUUCAUCUCUACCUCCUCAAUUUAUCCACCCUAUUUAUUGAGGAGGUGGAGGAUUAUGAUCAUUUAAGUACUGCCAGCACGUGGUACAUUAGAAAAUUAAUAGUACUCGAUGUUCUAAUGGUAUUAAAGAAUGUCUGUCGCUUAGCUCUGGCACAAGUACAGCCACGAGUAACUUCGAUGUAAAGGUGUUGGAGUAGGAGGUCUAUCUGGGAAAGAUUCAGAUUAUCAGAGAGGUAGUACUAGAAAUAACAUUUUUCGAGAGAGCGAGGAAACUUCAAUUUACAUGUUCCUCGUGGCGGUACAACGAUACUGCGGGAGAGAAUUAUUGUGUUCCUUGUGCGAUCACUCAGAAGGGUUAGUCUUAGUGCUUUAACCUGCUUUGUCAUGAGCUGCGGAUCAUCUUGUGAAGAGGAUUUCUCUUAAUAUGUCAUAUAAAGCAGAAGUUUUCUCACUCCUACUACUUUUGCUUAUUGUCUUCAUGAUACCAUUGUUGGCAAAACUGGCGAGUCACGCAUCCCAUCGCUGGGAAAUCGGUUGCCUGAGCUAUUGGUGUUGGUCAACACUCUGGUUCACCUGCACAUAGUUCGUCAACCUGGAGGAACACUUCUAGGAUUUGUGACAAAGCAGAAAUCACAAAAGAAGAUGUAACUACUGUAAGCACUUAAUAUUUUCAAAGUAUAACAAGAACUUUUACUUUGUUCUAGAUUUUUUAAAAAAGAUGAUACCCAUAUCCCGUCCUCUCCUUGCAGCAGACGUUCCUUGUCUUCCACACCAGCAACCCUCUCUACAAAGAGAAGGGGAACUUCUGCAAGACGAGAGACACGGGCUCCUGGAGGCAUCCCCACCCUCUAGUGCAUUCAAAACAAAGAAGAAUUUUUGCGUCAAUUCUAAUCCCUAUAAUCCUCCGUCAAGAACAAACGACAUCGGCAACAAGAUUCAUUCGAUUACUGGUAGAUCUCGUCGUUCUCGCUGUCCACCUUUACCCCCUCCGCCAGCUCGCUCCGUACCCCGCUCCGCGCUUCGUCGACGAAGUGACGGCAUAGUUGUCGCACCUAGUUCUAGUUCUAGUGCCCAAAUUUCUAGUGCUCAACAUGCCUCCUCAACCUCUACAGCAUCAAGAGCAAGGACGAAUAAUAUCCAAUCCUCAACAACGUUGCAAACAACCUCCACACCAAUCAGGGAACUGCAAUCACGAGACGGCAGAGAACGCGAAGGCUUACAACAAGUAGAAGGAGCUCUUCCAUCAAGCAGGAGUGCACAUGAGCAUCAACGAGAACCUCUGCCAGAACCACAGCAGCAGCAGCAGCACUUGAAUCGCAGUAAUUCCUUUCGUUCUUCAAGGCAGCUGACGAGAACGGUGUCCUGUGCGUCUUCUGGACACCGUAACAAGAACAAUGAUCUUGCUUCUUCCUCGCACUUAGUAACGCCUCACGGAAACCAUGCAGCGAGGGGAAGUAACGCUGCUUAUGGCAAGGAGUAGAUAUAGUAGAGUUUUUUGUUGGGGGGUAGUUCCUGCCUAUGCUUCAAGAAGAUGAAGAACUCAUCUACUUGUUCUCCACUGGGUUGUAAACCGGAAAGAUAUACACGUUGUGCUCCUUCUGGUUUUACUGGUACAACCACCAACAUCGUCCUAACAAAUUCGUCAGGCAGUUUAUUUGAUGUCAAAAUUAUAGCUCUACUACCUAGUAGUUCUAUUGAAGCUCUACUACUAUAACUAUUCUACCUAGUUCUAUUGUAUUAUUGGAAGAACUAAGUUCUAGUGCCACUUCUUCCAAUAAUCGCUUGUGGCCUCUAAUCCACCUUAGGGACGCCGAACAUGCCUGCUCUUCGCUUUCGCACGUUUUCGAGUGAGGGGAAGAAUAGCAUACUCGGUUGCCCCUCCUCUUCCAGCGGGCCGAGGUCAUCCUGUGGCGCCGGGUCGUCUGGUGGCGGUAGCGGAAUCGUCAUGCACAGAAGGAGGACGACACCUGGAGGUGUUGUAGAAGAAGAUCCUAGGAAUAGAAGUAGUAAUAGACGCUGCUUUGGUCUUGGUAGUGCUAUGGGACCACUAGGACUGCAGGAGCAACAUUUCGACCAACAGGACAGACAGCCACUUCUUGACCAUCUUGACCAACAGGACAGGCAGCCACUUCUUGACCACCAGCAAGACGUUGUAAUGGACGUCAAUGCUUCUAGUAGAGCUACGGCUACGGAGCACCAGUAUUUUGGCGCAGAUCCGCAAUUGCGAACCACAUCGAAAGCAACGACACCUUGUUCAUCUUCAAGUUUUUCUUCAGCUGUAGGAGCACCUCCAGCUCCACCAGAGCAGCAUCACCAAGUGGAAAAUCACCAGCAAAACUGCUCUUCCAGGAGUAGUACAUCCGUAUCCGUCGACGUCCUACAUCAUAAUUUCGAUAGUGUUCAAGUGGUUGGUCGUGGCCAUUUCAGUACGGUUUUUCGCGCCAGACAUCUGCUGGAUGGCUGCAACUACGCGGUAAAGAUGAUGCGAGACAGAAUGCCUUCUGGUUCCAAAGAAGCAGCUAUUCUUGCGCAACUACAACAAGGCUUCACUUCUUCUUCUGGGGAUGCCUCUUCUUGUUGUCCGCAUAUCAUUCGCUACUACGGUUGUUGGGUCUAUAGCAGGCGGAUGUACAUCCAAACGGAGCUCUGUGAAAUCUCUUUAGCAGACGAAAGGCGGGAUACCGAAUUGAAUGCAACGAGCAUAGAUUCGAGAGUUUUCGGGAGGAAGAAGCUGAUGGAGGUACACAUAAUUCUUUGAAUUUGGGAUGGAGGCUAAGAAAGACGAUACCUUUGACUCACCUUCUUGAUAAGCUGCUUGUUGAAGAUUAUCAUGUUGACAACCCUCUUGAUAUAAGUACCUGUAAGAACUAAAACUAACCCAGAUCGCUCGCGCUGUCCUUUUCGGUCUGCGUACCUUGCACCAAAAGCAGAUUGCGCAUCUCGAUAUCAAACCUGAGAAUAUCUUACGAAGCUUCUCCGGAGUCUACAAAAUCGCAGAUUUCGGAUUGGCUAUGAAGAUGGAGAUUAGAGAUUAUGAACGUGGUCUUGGUCCUAGUGCUGAUCCUGUACAUCAAAGGUCCUCUUCUUCCUCUGUACCAGCUGAAGGCGAUUGUCGUUAUGUCUGUCGCGAGCUGCUGAGAGGCACGUUGACGAUGGCGAAUCUCGACAAAGCGGACACAUUUUUAUGAUGGAACUUAGGUUGUUUAUGUUUGUUCCUUUAGUAGUUUACCAGUAACGCUAGUAACUUUAAUAUCGACGUCGUUCUCCAGUAAUCUGUCUCUGUUUCUGUUGUGUCUUAUGUUUGAAAUUGAAGAAGAAGGAGUGCUGUACCGGUCGUCACUGAAAUACUGUUCCUAUAAUUGCCUGUAGUGCAUAUUAAAGUUGCAUUAUCAAGGAGCAGCAGAUCUACUAGAGUGAAUCUGCUGCAAGAGACUGCAAGACUAGUUGCACUUGCUCUAAUCUGAUCUCUCGGCGCUAUGCUAUAUGAGCUUGGCAGCGGCCAGGAUUUGCCUAAAGCAGGCGAGGAAUGGCAAGCUCUGAGGGAUGGGAGGACGAUCAAGGAAAAUAGGUUCUUUAUUCAGGACCAAAACCAGUUGAUUCGUUCUCUGCUCGAUCCCCUCCCGCAGGCACGACCGACUGCAGCAAGUGCAAGUGCUAGUUUAGAACAUGCGAUGGCGGACGAGAUGUUGUUGUUAUUACGGGAGAUGCAUCUUUGACACGUUUUCAACGGGAAAGAACGUCAAAGAUGCUGUCAAAGCUGUGAAUUGAAGAAAGCUCUAAUGUUAAAGGAGGAAGAGGGACAUCAGAGUGGAGUACUGAAGGAAGGACAUCAGACUAAAGAUAGAGUGGCAGGCGGUGAUGCAGCAGGACUCGUUGCUGCUUCUUCCGACGUCAUUGUACCUCGGUCACCAACUUCCGAGUUAGAAGCUUUGAGAGCUGAGACUGCCAGAUUGCGGGAGGAGCUUUUCAGGUUGCGAGAAGAAAAAGCAUCCUCCAACAAGGUAGGUGAUAUGUCAACGAUGUCUUGCUCAAGCACUACUGACGAUGGAGCCUGGGCCUGCACAUCGUCUACAACUACAUCUUUAUGGUCAGCUUCUAUUCAUCCCUCUCAGAGCAGUCAGAAUCUUGCUACCCUUUGCCAAAGGAAUCAAGAUACGUGGCCGAGAUGUUGAAUCCAAGCGCCCUCUAACAUCUGGUUCUUUUUAUCCUCCCUUUGGCGGCAGUGUAGUCAAUCUUGUGAAUGGUAGUGGUGUCGUGACAACUACUACAACUUCUGAAGACAAGCACAGCAUGAUAAGCACCACGAUAGUAAGGGACGGCAUCACCUCCAAUAAUCCGAAUAUAAUCAGGGAGAGGACCACGACCAAUAAUAUGAUGGAGGUGAUAUCGUUGGAUGAGCCUACUGCAAGCACUACAGCAUCUUCGAGUCGUGAUGACAAGAAUUUCAAGAUGAUGAGCGAGGAUGAGCCGAGUAUGCUCAGUGCUAUAGCGGCUGAAUCCACUACAACGGAAUACGAUCAUGACGACAUAAAACGACAACUCCGCGACGCCAUUGUGCUGAGUGGAGUCGAUGUUGAGGAACAAAAUUCUACUGUAGUAGGACUUUCUGCAGAAGUUGAAAACCAUUUUGGCGUCGAUAAUCCUGUACUAAAACGCAUUGAAGGAGUGGCCGCUUGCUGCUCUUCGUUCUCCCGAGAAAAAGAGAUGGACAAGAAGAAGAGUUGUAGUUCCCGGUCAUCGUCAGUGCGGGGUCCACGCGCAUCUAACGACUCCUGUGAAGAGCAGUUUGUGCGUAGGAGAAAUCUUCGGGUCUUCGCAACACCUAGUAGUUCUUCAAAUCCUCGUGGAGAAGGAGUGCGUGGAGGUGGACUCCUGCGUAACUCUUCACUGCCACGAGGCGGAUUGGAAGGCGGGCCACGACUAGGUAUCUUUGCUAUUGGAGAACAACGAGAUGAACAAGAACAAGCAGAAGAGCUACAAGAACAGGGCGAUUAUAGUCAUAGUCUAUCAUCGUCUCGCGGGGUCCACGAGGACGGGCUGAUGAAAAAAACCACGACGUCUUCUGUAUUCAAUACAAGUACAUCUUCGUCUUCAUCAUCUUCAAGAAGAAAGAAUGCUUCCUCUUCUCCUGAACAAGUGCUAUCGUUUUCGUCGUCUGGCGAAAAGGAAAAACAACAACUACAUAGUAUUAGAGAUAGUAUUAGAGGUAGAAGACGGAACACUAGCGGCCUUCUCCAUCGAGUGUUUUCCUCUACUGGGGGUCCUGGAGGAGGUGGAGGAGGUGCUGACACCUGUCACGAGUUCCAAAAUAUAGAUUUAGACCAAGAACAACUUGUCCAACGUAGAAGCCCUCAAGCAGACGUCGAGGUAGACCACCAUGACCAAGAUUUACCACGGAUUCGUUCCAGAUCACCUGCCACAAGGAGAUACAACAUCUUGCCUCCACCCGCGAUGGGAGAAGGGCAAAACGCUUCUACUUCUUCUAUAACUGUAACUGGCAACAAGAAAGAUAGCAAUAGGUGGACCUCCUCGUCCUCUACAACAGCUCGCGGUCCUCGUCGUGCACCUGCGUCAUCUCGCAAGAACACUUCUAGCACGACUACCUCUGCCGGAUUGGGCAGAGGCGGUUUACAUCAAAAUAAGAAAAUAGGUUCUGAUAGUAAGGCGACCAAGACUGUGCGGAAACUUCAAUCUGAUACAAAGAACAACAAGGCUCCUGCAUCUGCUAGAGGGCCUAGAGCACCAGGAAAGGGAAAGGGCACAGCUUCUCUCCUAGCUGCCAACAACAAGAAACAGUCUAAGAUGACUAGUUCAGGACGAAACGUCGAGGCAGCAGGAGGAAAAGGCGGAGGAGGAACAGGCGGAGGAGGUAGUGGUAAUGGUGUAAGUGGUGGUGCUGCUGGAAGAAUAAGAAAUGCUCAUGCUGCUCCUGGAAAUAGUAAGAACACGAAAAACGGAGCUCCCACAAAUUCUUCUAGCUCAUCAAGUGGCUCUGCUGGAGGAGGUUGUAAGCCCCCAGCCCAGACUUCAUCUACUUCCAAGCGUGGUCCCCUUACAUCAAGACAGAACUCUUGUUCUGCCUCACAACUACAAGGUGGAAAAACAAAAAAGUCGUCUCCUCAAUCUUCUCCAAGUGCUUCUCAAGCUUGCUCCCCAACAUCUACUUCCACCGCAUCAAAGAACUCCACAGCGUCAAAGAACUCCACAGCAUCAAACUCCACAGCAUCAAACCCCACAGCAUCAAAGAACCCCACAGCAGCUUCUAGAAAGACCUGGACGACUAAAGGCGGCUCUGGUAGUUGUGGACCACCUGGCACUGCUCCUCCUGGACCACGCGUUGUUGCGUCAUCAUCUGCUUCCCCGACUAUGAGCAGAGAAACAACGCGCGUAGCAACAAGCGCUGACGUUGUUGUAAAAAAUCUUCGAAAUCCACCGCGUAGUAAUACAAGAACCACGACCACAGGAACUGCAGCUGGUGCUGGAUCUUCAUCCUCCUCAUCUUUCUGUUCUUCUUCCUACAGCAGUGGUAGCACUGCUGGAGGUGCUGUUGUGAAAAACCAAAACCAGCGUAGCAACAAGCGAAGCAGCCAAAAGAAACGAGACUGUAGCGCUCUUCGGUCAUCUGAGGUAGAGCAUUUGUGCUCUUUAGAGGAAGGCGACUGCGACGAUGGUAUCUUCAUAGACAUGAUACCUCCUGCGAAGACCCGGGCCACUUCUGGAAGAAAUCUUCUGACCUCCACUGAACAGGGCCAUCUUCAUCUCGCUUUUGCUCCCAAUGUUCAAGCAUCAACCUCUUCACCACUACAUCAGUCCUCCUCCUCCUCACUUUCGUUUGCAACCUCUACUUCCACGACCAUGGUUCUCGUAGAACAUGAGGACCUAGAAGCCACGGGGGGUCGGGGAAAGCGGUUGAAGAAAGACUUACCCCUACCUACGUCGCGUAAUUAUCGAUACCCAACUGGAGCUAGUAUUUCCAAAUCACAUUGUUCAUAA
Messenger RNA from Amoebophrya sp. A25, 8210 nucleotides. The record is from the annotation of a GenBank genome assembly. NCBI's taxonomy places the organism in Eukaryota, Dinophyceae, Syndiniales, Amoebophryaceae.